AUGUCAAACACCACCUCCACCACCCCCUAUGUGGUAGAUGAUAUAUUCGGAGCCCUCCAAAUCUACAGCGACGGCUCUAUAGCCCGUACUAAGCCGCAAAACCUCAACGUGGGCGUCCAAGAAGAUGGCUCAGUGAUCUGGAAAGACGUUACUUUCGACCCAAUUCAUGGUCUCCAACUCCGUCUGUACAAGCCCUCUUCUGUUAUCACAAACACAAAGCUCCCAGUCUGCUACUACAUCCGUGGAGGUGGUUUCUGCAUCGGCUCUCGCACUUUUCCCCCUCGUCAAAAAUACUGUAUCAGUCUUGCAUCUGAGCUUCAAGCCAUCGUUGUCUCAAUUGAUUAUCGUCUGGCACCUGAGAAUCGCCUUCCAGCGGCAAUUGAUGAUGCAAUUGCAGGGGUUAAGUGGCUCCAAGUUCAGGCUCUUUCCGAUAAUACCGACACUUGGUUCACUGAUGUUGCCGAUUUCGACCGAGUUUUUAUCGUGGGAGACUCGUCUGGGGGCAACAUCGCUCAUCAUCUCGCGGUUGGACUCGGAGCCGGGUCGCCCGCUUUUGCUCCUGUUCGAGUGCGAGGUUAUGUGCUUUUGGGUCCCUACUUUGGCGGAAUUGAACGGGUGAAGUCAGAGUUGGAAGGACAGGAGGGGAAUUCGUGGAAUCUGGAUGUUUCUGAUAGAUGUUGGAAGCUAUCAUUACCGGUUGGAGAGACAAGAGAUCACCCACUGGCGAACCCGUUUGGACCUGCUAGCCCAAGCCUUGAAACUGUGGCUCUUGAUCCUAUCCUGGUUGUAUCAGGAAGCUAUGAUAUACUAAAGACCAGGAUUGAAGAUUACAAAAGAAGAUUGAAAGAGUGGGGAAAGAAAAUAGAGUAUGAUGAAUUCGAGGGAGUGGAUCAUGUAUUCCAUUUAGACAAUCCCGACUCUGAAGCAUCAAAGAAGAUGAUGGAAGACAUCAAAAGAUUCAUUACUGAAAACUCCAGCAACUAGAGCUGAGUUGCACUUGCCGCACACAUCUGUUUCACUAGUGUCAUCAUAUUUAUUGCAAAAAAAAGCGUCUAUGCUCUUUAAAAAUUUUCCUUUCUUGUUCCAAUAGUGAGGAUCUA
Molecule: messenger RNA, 1100 nt
Organism: Telopea speciosissima
Lineage: Eukaryota; Viridiplantae; Streptophyta; Magnoliopsida; Proteales; Proteaceae
Product: probable carboxylesterase 15
Exons: 2
Coding region: 1-984 (327 amino acids)
Molecular function (GO): hydrolase activity
Source: RefSeq, a predicted model, not a curated record